Molecule: messenger RNA, 2711 nt
Organism: Tympanuchus pallidicinctus (lesser prairie-chicken)
Lineage: Eukaryota; Metazoa; Chordata; Aves; Galliformes; Phasianidae
Gene: P2RX3
Product: purinergic receptor P2X 3
Exons: 10
Coding region: 1017-2396 (459 amino acids)
Biological process (GO): response to ATP; monoatomic cation transmembrane transport
Cellular component (GO): plasma membrane; nuclear inner membrane
Molecular function (GO): extracellularly ATP-gated monoatomic cation channel activity; purinergic nucleotide receptor activity; ATP binding
Source: RefSeq, a predicted model, not a curated record
UCGCGCCGCCGCCGGAACCCGCCCCCACUUCCGCCAUAGAGAAGCGCCGCCGCCCGGCCUCUCUGGGAGCCAUCGCGGGGGGAGGGAGGACCCGGCCGCGUCGGCACGAGCCUCGCGAUGGAGCGCCGUGGAGGACUGAGGCUAAAGGCGAGCGGCGCUUUCCUCGGCAUAGAGGCAGCGGAGUGGAAAGCGGGCAGGCUAGAGCGGCCGCUCCCCGAAGCGGCGGUCUCUCUCACCUGGCACCACAGAGAGGCGGGAGGCCUCCAGCCGGGAAGUGGGGGGGCUGCUCCCCAUUGGCCGACGCUGGGUGAUCCCCAUGACGUCACCGCGGCGGGGGGUUAGGGCGGCUCUGCCCAGCACAUGGCGCCCCGACGUGGGGUACGCCCCAAAAAAAGCACUCCGAAGUGGGGCGCAUCCCAAAAUGGGACACCCCUCGUCAAGGGGAACCCUCAAAAAGAGCACACCGGUAUGGGGCACCUCCAAACACUGUGAGGUGGCAAACACGGGGUCCGCAAGCACAGAGGACGCCCAGAAUGGGAGCACCCCGAGUGUGAGGCACCCCUAAAAUCGAGAGUCACGCAUACUGCGCCCCCAGCGCGGCCCGCUCCCAAAAUGGAAGCACCCCAAGUGCCGAGGGCCCAAAGCAUUCCCCAGGGCGCCCCAGAGAGGGGCUACCCCAUGCAGGAUCGCCGCCCGAGGGCCCUCCUCGAGGUCGCCUCUCGUACCCCUCCCCCCAUCCACGUCUUCCCUCCCCUCCCUCCUCCUUCCAGCCAUGCCCCCUCCCUCCAUCUCCCCCUGCACCCCCUCCCCCUCCCUCCGUCCUGUGCCCACCCCUCUGCCUCUGCACCACCCCGCCCGCAUCCCUGCCCACAUCCCCGCAUCCCUGCCUCUAUCUGCCCGCAUCCCUGCCCGCUGCCUGUAUCCCUGACCUGCUCCCUGCCUCUAUCCCUUCCCACUGCCUCUAUCCUUGCCCGUAUCCUUGCAGAGCCCCUGCUCGUGCCCCCGUCCGGCUGCCCAUGCCCCCCCGGCGCCCCCAGCCCCGCUGCCUGGCCGAUUUCUUCUCCUACGAGACCACCAAGUCGGUGGUGGUGAAGAGCUGGGUGGUGGGCGUCGUCAACCGGGUCGUGCAGCUCCUCAUCCUCUCCUACUUCAUCGGCUGGGUGUUCCUGCAUGAGAAGGCCUACCAGGUGCGGGACACUGUCAUCGAGUCCUCGGUGGUGACCAAAGUGAAGGGCAUCGGGAAGUAUGGCAACCGCGUCCUGGACACAGCUGACUACGUCACCCCCCCACAGGGCACUUCGGUGUUCGUGGUGGUCACCAAGCAGAUCCUGACGGAGAAUCAGGAGCAGGGCAUCUGCCCGGAGAGUGAAGCCGCAUACCGGUGUGCAUCCAACCGUGACUGUCAGGGGAAGGGCCGCACCACAGGCAGUGGUGAGUUUUGGAGGGGGAUGGAGAUCCCAAAAACCAUGGAGUUUGAGCCCACCCGCAUUAUUGCCACAGGGGUGCUGACGGGACGCUGCGUCCCCUACAAUGUGACCCUGCGAACCUGUGAGAUCCGGGGCUGGUGCCCACCCGAGGUGGACACCGUCGAUGUCCCCGUGAUGCUGGAGGCUGAAAAUUUCACCCUCUUCAUCAAGAACAGCAUCCGCUUCCCGCUGUUUGGCUUCGAGAAGGCCAACCUGCCCCCCCAGGUCAGUGCAGGAGAGCUGCAGCGCUGCCGCUUCCAUCCUGAGCAGCAGCCGCUGUGCCCCAUCCUGCGGCUGGGCGACGUGGCACGCUUCGCCGGGCAGGACUUCGCCUCGCUGGCUGCCACCGGCGGGGUGCUGGGCAUCAAGAUCGGCUGGGUGUGCGACCUGGACCGCGCCUGGGAGCUGUGCCUGCCCCGCUACUCCUUCACUCGCUUGGACAGUGUCACCCAGCACAGCCCCGGCUCUCCUGGCUACAACUUCAGGCACGCACGGUACUAUCGUGGGCACAACGGCACCGAGCUGCGCACCCUCACCAAGGCCUUCGGCAUCCGCUUCGACGUGUUGGUGUAUGGCAACGCUGGGAAAUUUGGCAUUGUGCCCACCCUCAUCAACACGGUAGCUGCCUUCACCUCCAUCGGCGUGGGCACGGUGCUGUGCGAUAUCAUCCUGCUCAACUUCCUGAAGGGCGCCGAGCACUACAAGGCCCGCAAGUUUGAGGAGGUCAGUUGGCUGCUGGGUACCCUAUGGAGGGGCAAUCCCAGAGCCCCUGAGCACCCUGGGUGCCACGGCUAUGGGACAGGGAGUGACCUUAUGUCCAUCCCCUGUCCCACAGGUGCCAGAAGCCAGUGCACCCCCAGCCCCUGCCAGCCCCACGGGCUGUGUGCCAGGAGCCCUGGGGGACCAGAGCCGGGAGAAGCAGUCCACUGACUCAGGCACCUUCUCCCUGGGCCUCUAGCUCUGGGUGCCAUGGCGCAGUCCCUGUCUGCAUUUGGCCCCAUGAUCUCUCCAGAGCCCCCCAGUCCUACUCCUUACCCACACUGUCACUUGGAUGGAACAGGGGAGGUGUAUGGGGUGUGAGUGUAACGUGUUCCCGUGCUUCUAUAAGGCCACAGCAUGCAAAGCCCCCAGCCCCAAGGUGAGGAGCAGGAAUGGGGACAGUGGGGGGACACAGCCCCAAGCUGCUGAGAUUGGCAUGGGGGUGGGUGAGGACCAGGGGGUAGCUGUGGGAACACCAGGAAUGGG